UGGCGUCAUGCUAGGCGCGACCAAAAAAAACUGUCUUCUCCACGCUGUUUAUUAGGAGGGUAGCGUGUGUGUGUGUGCGCGCAUUUUACUUUCUCUCUCUGUUUUUAUUUUUAAUCAUGGAGAAAAGAGGCACAAGCUCCUUCGGGAAGAAAUGUAAGCCCGUGAAGAUGAAAGAUGGCGCCGACCCUGUCAAAGAUUUCGAGAAAUGGAGGAAAAGAUACAACAAGACCAAAGUACAAGUUAAGCGAGACAGAGCGAAGAGGGAGGUUCCUGAGUGGCAGGUCGAACGGGAGUACAUCGACAGGCUAGUCAGCAGGUACGGCGACAUUAACACCAAGGAGAUUGUCAAGUUUUCCGACUUUCCCAUUUCAAAGAAGACCCUGUUAGGUCUGCAGGAGGCUCAGUACAGACAGCCCACAGAGAUCCAGAGACAGACCAUCAGCUUCGCUCUGCUCGGUAAAGAUGUCCUCGGCGCAGCUAAGACUGGCUCUGGGAAGACUUUGGCCUUUCUCAUACCGGUGCUGGAGUGUCUGUACCGCCAGCAGUGGAGCUCCAUGGACGGCCUCGGUGCUCUCAUCAUAUCCCCCACGAGAGAACUCGCCUACCAGACCUUUGAAGUCCUCCGCAAGGUGGGCAGGAACCACGAGUUCUCCGCGGGGCUCAUCAUCGGCGGGAAGGACCUCAAGAGCGAGUCGGAGAGGAUUCACCGCACCAACAUUGUCAUCUGCACCCCGGGACGACUGCUCCAGCACAUGGACGAAACGGCCACCUUCCACGCCUCUAAUCUCCACAUGCUAGUUCUGGAUGAGGCGGACCGCAUCCUGGACAUGGGAUUUGCCGAUACAAUCAACGCCAUUGUGGAGAACCUUCCGAAGUCCCGACAGACGUUGCUGUUCUCUGCUACACAGACCAAGUCGGUCAAAGACCUGGCCCGGCUCAGCCUUAAAGACCCAGAGUAUGUGUGGGUUCACGAAAAGGCAAGGUUCAGUACGCCGGCCACCCUGGAGCAGAGCUAUGUAGUGUGUGAACUCUAUCAGAAGGUCAACAUGCUCUACUCUUUCAUCAGGAGUCACCUGAAGAAGAAGAUAAUUGUCUUCUUUGCCUGCUGCAAGGAGGUGCAGUACCUGUUCCGGGUCUUUUGUCGCCUCAGACCUGGCAUGCCUGUCCUGGCUUUGCAUGGUAAACAGCAGCAGAUGAAGAGAGUGGAGGUCUAUAGGGACUUCCUCAAGAAACAGAACGCCGUGCUCUUUGCCACCGACAUAGCCGCCAGAGGCCUUGACUUCCCUGCAGUCAACUGGGUGCUGCAGUUCGACUGCCCGGAGGAUGCAGACACCUACAUCCACAGGGUGGGUCGGACUGCCAGGUACAAGGAGGGGGGAGAGGCCCUACUGCUGCUGCUUCCCUCAGAAGAGAAGGGCAUGGUCAGCCAGCUGCAAGAGAACAAGGUUCCCAUCAACAAGAUCCAGGUGAACCCAGACAAAAUGCAGAAUGUUCAGCAGAAGCUGGAGGCCUUCCUGGCCCAAGAGAAUGAGCAGAAGGAGAGAGCUCAGAGGUGUUUUGUUUCCUAUCUGCGCUCUGUCUACCUGAUGAAGAACAAAGAGGUGUUUGAUGUCUUUAAACUCCAGAUUCAGGAGUAUGCUGUUUCUCUGGGUCUUGCUGUGGCUCCGAGGGUGCGCUUCUUAAGUAAAGCUCAGGCACGGAGAGCAGAGAAAGAAGCACAGCAAGAGGAGGAGCAGUCCAAAGAAGAGGAAGAGGUGAGGAGCUUUAAGGCCCAGCUGAAAGGAAACAAUCGCCAUGAGGAAAGUCAGAGCUCUGACUCAGAAGAUUCAGUCGAUGAUGAGGAAAGCGGGAAUGAAGGGGAGAUGGAUGAGUCCAAGACACUGCUUUUGGUUGCAGAUGGCAUUGAGGAUGAUGAUGAUGAUGAUGAUGAUGAUGAUGAUCUGAGAGACUUGGACCUGCUGACAGUCAAAAGAAAAGAUGUCUUCAAUUUGACGGGGGAUGAGGAGACUCUCAAGGAAGUGGUCAAAAAGAAAAUGGAUAAACAGACAAAGUUCAAAGAAGCCAAAAAGGUCCUCAAGAGAAACUUCCAAGUCAACACCAAAGUGGCUUUCAGUGAAGAGGGUGAGGCUUUGCAGGUGUGGCCUCCAGUUCAACGGGCAGUGACUGGUACAGAGGAGGAAGAUGAGGAAGAGGAUGUUUCAGGUAUCAAUGUGGAAAAGGCCAGGGAGAGGCUAAGACAGGAGGACCAGGAGUUUGACAAGCAGGAGUAUAGUCGCAAAGUGAAAGCCAAACACAGGGAGAGGAGGCUGAAGGCAAAGGCAGCCAGGAGGGAGGCCAGCAAGCGGCCCGGACAGAAAUCGGACGAGGACACGGAGGACGAGGUGGUGGCGUACGUAGCCAAUCACAGUGAAGACGAAUUUGACCCUAGCACCCUGCCAGAUCCUGACAAACUGCACUCGUUGUCGGAGGAGGAGGAGGAGGAGGAGAUGAUAACGUCAGACAAACGGCAGCAUAGCAGUGAAAGCAGUGAUGAGGAAGAGGAUGUGCUCACAGCAGGGAAGAGGAAGAAAGCGAGGCAGCAGAAUAAUGAGCAUGCAGCCCUGGACACUGGUCUCUCUCUGGCUGAGGAUGAGGAGUUAGUCUUACAUCUGCUAGCAGGGCAGAGGUAAAGAAAACACAGGGUUUUUCAAACAGUAUGAACUGGUCAGUUGAAGUUCUAACAGCAGAGUCAGUAAUUAAAUAAAGAGAUGUAGAAUUACAGAAGUCUGAUUUGUGUUCACAUUUGAAAAGAGACAACAUUUAAAGGGGUACUCCAGCAUUUUAGUUUUGCAUGUCCAGAAAGUUGGAGGACUAACAGGAGACAGAUUGUAAAAAGAUGGUGCAAAGUGAGCAUCAGAGUGCGAUAUCCUGACUUUAGUGUAUAGUAUAGAUAAUAAUCCUACAACUCACAUAGUGCAACCAUCUCUUCAUUAAACCUCCUGAACACUUGACUUUAAAUCAUGUGUUGUAACAUAAAUAAAUUUGUCUAUACAGACAUACACGAGGAAUAAGCAACAAAUAAAGUUAUAUAACAUCUUUAA
Molecule: messenger RNA, 3080 nt
Organism: Epinephelus lanceolatus (giant grouper)
Lineage: Eukaryota; Metazoa; Chordata; Actinopteri; Perciformes; Serranidae
Gene: ddx10
Product: DEAD (Asp-Glu-Ala-Asp) box polypeptide 10
Molecular function (GO): ATP binding; nucleic acid binding; RNA helicase activity
Source: RefSeq, a predicted model, not a curated record